Messenger RNA from Paramecium sonneborni, 2449 nucleotides. NCBI's taxonomy places the organism in Eukaryota, Ciliophora, Oligohymenophorea, Peniculida, Parameciidae. The record is from the annotation of a GenBank genome assembly.
AUGUAGUUUCUAUCAUAGCUAUAAAGAAAUUUACAAUCCGAAAAUGUUUUUUUGAAUCCUACUCUAAAUUUCAAAGAUAAGAAUGUUUAGAAAAGUUUUAAAGCUUUCUAGAAAUAGUUAAAUAAAAGUACAAUGAUUUUGAUAGAAACUUUUAAGAUGUUUUUGGAAUUGGCUUUGACAAUUUCUGGAUUACUUUAAGAUAGUUAAUCUAUUUAAUCAUAAAUUCUAAUUGUUUUUCCAUUAUCUAGCCUUUUGUAAAUAUGGAGCUUACAAAGGAACUCAAAAUACAAUGACUAUUGCAAAAUAAUUCAUGUUUUAGCACUUCAUAUCUUUUUGAGUUUUUAUGCUAAUUAGUUUCUGACUGAUGGAUAUGUGUAAUUAUAUUAUAUUUAUGUUACUCAAAGCUUAAACAACAAAAAAUACUUAAUUUCUUAUUUUGCAAUUAUGUAAAUCAUUUAUUUAUAUUUCUAAAAUUAUUGUAAUUGGAUACUAAUACCUUUUUAAUGGAUAUUUAUUUUUACAAUAGCAAUUAGUAUAUAUUUGAGAGAGAGAAGAAAAUUAGUUUAUUUCUUUGAAAACUUCAAUUUCAGCCAUGAUCUCUCUUAUUAAGAAGCAGUACUAAAUCAUAGUCUAUAAUAAAAUUUAUUUGUUAUUAAGUUGAAUUAAGAUUCAAGUUUCUAAGAUUAAUUUUAAGUUUUGUUUGUUAAUUAAGCAUGUGAAAAAGAAUUCGCUGCUAUUCAAGAAAUUUAUUAAAGAACAACAGAAAUAUAAAUCAUAAAUAACAAAGAAUAACACAAUACUUAAUGCAAUCUUAAAGUAAAUUAAAGUUAAGAGUUUCUAUAAAAUAAUUUAAAAGCAUCUAGAAGUGGAUAAAUAAAUAUAAUUGAUAAACCUUUUUCAUUAAAUUAAAUGCUUAAUUUAUAUAUUAAUAACAGUCAAAAUAAAGAUCUAUAAGAUAAUUUACCAUUAUAAUUAACAGGUUUAAUAACUAAUUAAUAAAAUAAUCUACAAAAAACUUAUGAUAUAUUGGUAUCUCCAUGUAUUUGGAAACAUUAAAAAAGUUAUAUUGUUUCCUUAAUUGAAAUAACUGAUAAAAUCAAAAUAUGUGAACUUGAAAAGUUAGAUCAAUAUAAAGAUAAUAUCUUAGCUACAGUCAGUCAUGAUUUAAAAAAUCCUAUUGGUGUUGUUUAAUCAAUGAUUACAUUAGUUUAAGAUAAUUUAUAUUAAUUAUCUGAAAUAUAAACUAAUUUAGAUAUUUAAUAAAAGAUAUAAUCUUGUUGCAAUUUUUUAGAAAUGUGUUAAACUAAUGUAAAAAUUAUUUAAUCAUUUGUUAAUGAUUUACAAGAUUUUGCUUAAAUUAAGAAAUAAAAGUUAAAGCUAUCUAUUAGUUAAUUAGAUAUAUUGUAAUUAAUUAGAGAGGUAAAAAAUGUAUUCCAAAUCUAAAUAGAAAAGAAGAAUCUAUAAUUAGAAAUAGUUUCAAAUCUUUAAUAAUCAAAUUAAUGUAAUAAUGAUCCAUUGAGAAUUAAGUAGAUUCUCUUUAAUUUACUUUCAAAUGCAAUAAAAUUUACAUCAAAAGGAAAAAUAUUAAUAACAUUUUGUGAUAAUAUUGAGGAUAUUAUAAAAUUUAGUAAGAAUGUUAAAGAAUAGAUUGAAACUAAUAAAUCAGUAGUUGAUAUUAAUACCCUUUUAAAAAGCCAAUAAAGUUUAAUUCUAUGUACAGUGUCUGACAAUGGUAGUGGAAUGAGCCAAGAAAUUUAAAGGAGACUCUUUAGAAAUUUUGCUACAUAUGACAAUGAUAGCAACAUAAACAAGUAGAGUAUUAGUAUAAAAUGUUAGAAAUGGUGUUGGUUUAGGAUUAAUCAUCUGUAAGCAGUUGUGUGGAUAUAUUGGGCCUUUGUAGUACAUAUAUCUACAAUCUUAAGUUGGAGUUGGUUCAACUUUUUAAUUCGUCAUUUAUAAAAAUUAUGAUAAAUAGCAUCUCUGUUAAUAAGAUUAAUUUAGUGUUGAUUCUAUUGAUUAUGAUUAAGCAAAUUCUCCAUAUAAAAAUAUCUUUAGUACAAAUCGUCUGGUUGGAGGGUAUAAAAAGAUAAAAAAGAGGGAUCAAUUAUAAGUGUUGAUUGUUGAUGACGAGUCUUUUAAUAUAAUGUUAUUAAAAAUAUAGUUAUAAAAAAUAGGAAUAAAGAAGGUAGAUAGUGCUUUUGGAGGAUAGGAAGCUUUAGAUUUAGUAAUGAAACAGAAUUAUGACAUAAUAUUUUUAGAUUUGAAUAUGCCUAAUAUGAAUGGAUUAUAAUGUAUGAUAGAAAUUAAAAAGAUAAAUUCAGAUAUUAAGAUCUAUAUAUUAACUGCUUUUAAUGAUAGAAAGACUUAAUAAAUAUGUCUCAAUGCUGGUGCAAAUAAACUGUUAUAAAAACCACUAAAUUCCUAAGAAAUUGAACUAUUGUUUAUGUGA